Molecule: messenger RNA, 2508 nt
Organism: Aspergillus ruber CBS 135680
Lineage: Eukaryota; Fungi; Ascomycota; Eurotiomycetes; Eurotiales; Aspergillaceae
Product: putative TBC domain protein
Exons: 2
Coding region: 1-2508 (835 amino acids)
Source: RefSeq, a predicted model, not a curated record
AUGCCAUCUACUACUACGACGGCUACUACUGCUAGCACGGGCUCGACUCUCCACGCCAUCCCCUACGAAGAUACAACGAUCAGAUCCGACUCCCUAUCGACCCCCGGCGCUUCUUCCGUCGAUUCCGAUUCCAGAUCCCGAUCCAUCAGCACCACCGGUUCGUCAUCUGCAGGCGGUGCUACUGGCCCUGGCGGCGCGGGCGACCAGCCACGGGCCUCCCCGACUUCGUCGCAUGGAAAUAAGCUCACAGAAACAGGGCUGGCAGCAAAGGAUAACAGGACAAUCCGGUCGGAGGGAGACAAUUCGGGUCUCAGCCUGCGCAGUAUCCCUAGCAUUAUUGUCAACGAUGCUGCCAGUCUCCGCCCAAGUUCGCGUCCUGGCUCUCGCCCCGGUUCUCGCCCCGGCUCGCGCUGGUCGGAGCGCAAAUGGGGCGGUUUAAGGACUAGGAGGUCCGCGGAACUCGAUAGACCAACGUAUACUGUUUGUCCUCCGUCGCCUCCGCCCCCCGUGCCUCAAAUGGAUCCUCAAUUCAGCGGUAUCUCGCUCGAUAUUCCCACCCCGUCGUUGGACGGCCUUGGGCCGCAGGCAAUGCAGUUCUCGAAACGUGGAAGUCUUAUCAAGAACGAUUCACAAGAGCAGCAGAAACCAGCUGAACAGCCAAAAGAAGCUGAGCAGCCUGAAUUGCAAGAGCAACAAGAUAAACAACCGGAAAUCACCCCAAUUUCGCCUGCCUCCUCUGCGGACGACCAAAGUGAUAUACAACAGCCCCAAUUCCAUGGUGCUCGGCCAAGAUUGUUGAAGCCAUCGGCUUCGCUUCGUGUUAGGCGCCAAAUAAGCAUCCCAUCCCGAGCGAUUUCUGCGGACGAAGACAUGCUGUCACGGCGUGUCAGACUGAUGUACGAAAAGGGUGAGGAAAAUGUGAGUGAUUCGGAGGUGGCCGACUCAAUGGCUAUGGAGAAUGGUGUCCUGUGGGAAGAAGCAGCGGAAACGUCUGCUUCUGACGCUCCGAGUGGUGCUGGGACCAGACGAAUGUCGACUGUGAAGCCCGAUCGAAAGUCUAUGCUCAAGAAGGAAACCAAUGAGUUGGCAGGUGGUAUCGAGUACUGGCAAAACAUCGGAGCAGGCGAUGUCGAUAGGUACGGUUUCAUCCGUCAUCCCCAGAAGAGCUCCGGCGAGACUACGGAACAGCCCAACCCGAUCCAACGAGUCGCUACGAGUCUGCUUCUUUCGUCUGAGACACCCCGGCGAAAACACUCUAUUCGACCUCCGUCGGCCCUGGCAAGCAACCGCUCCUUCACCGGACGUUCACCUACACGCAAGUUCUCUGAACCUUCGAUCCGUCCAUCCUCAUCCCAGAGUACAUACAGUUCGCCAAUGCGACGGUCGACGUCGCGAUUUCGCCACGCUGCGAACCACCUUCCGCACAAUCGCGAUCGCCGGUUCACAGACGAGGCAGCCGACAUGCUCACGCUGCCUGUGGAGGCAGUUGACUCUGCAAACGGAAUUGAUUCAGCCGCGGCGCGCGCCAUGAGGAAGAAAGAGUGGGAGCGGGAGGACAAGUGGGCCAAGAUGGCUCGGCCGUCCAAGAAGAACAAGGACGGUGGCGGCAUGAAGUUCGAGUUUGACACCCAGAGUUCGAAACUCAUCGAACGCACCUGGAAGGGUAUUCCUGAUCGAUGGCGCUCAACGGCAUGGUACUCAUUCCUUGAGGCAAGUGCCAGAAAGCGCAGCGACAGUCCCAGUGAAACGGAGUUGAUGGAAGCAUAUCAUGAGUUCCAGUAUGUCUCAUCGCCGGACGAUGUGCAGAUCGAUAUCGAUGUGCCACGUACCAUCACCAGCCAUAUCAUGUUCCGCAGACGCUAUCGUGGUGGACAGCGGUUGUUGUUCCGUGUUCUGCACUCCAUGUCGUUAUAUUUUCCGGAUACCGGUUAUGUUCAAGGCAUGGCAGCCUUGGCUGCAACACUCCUUGCGUAUUAUGAUGAAGAGCAUACUUUUAUCAUGCUUGUCCGUCUUUGGCAGUUACGAGGCCUAGAACGUCUGUACGAACAUGGCUUUUCUGGUCUAAUGGAGGCCCUUGGUGAUUUUGAACGAGAGUGGUUGGGGGGUGGUGAGGUUGCUAACAAGCUAAACGAAGUUGGUAUCCCGCCAACGGCCUACGGCACCCGCUGGUAUCUAACAUUAUUUAACUACUCGAUUCCCUUCCCGGCCCAACUCCGGGUCUGGGACGUUUUCAUGCUCCUUGGCGAUGCAGACCUGACACCAUCACAUUCGGUCCUCCCGCUCAAAGGGUCCAAACAACCUCAAACGAGCACAUUUGGCAAAGGACUAGAUGUUCUUCAUGCUACUUCUGCGGCCCUCAUUGACGGCAUGCGCGAUAUCAUCCUCGAAUCGGACUUUGAGAAUUCCAUGAAGGUUCUCACCAGUUGGGUUCCGAUCAAGGAUAUCGAGCUGUUUAUGCGAGUCGCCAAAGCGGAAUGGAAAGUCCAUCAUCGAAAAAAGUUUUCAUGA